Messenger RNA from Prorocentrum cordatum, 1835 nucleotides. The record is from the annotation of a GenBank genome assembly. NCBI's taxonomy places the organism in Eukaryota, Dinophyceae, Prorocentrales, Prorocentraceae.
GCCCUCGGGCAGUACGGCUGGCUGGUCAUCUCGGUGCUCGGCGCCGCCGCCGUGGGCGUGGCGGCGUCCGUGGCGCGGGGCCGCCUGCGGCGGCGGCAGCUGAAGGAGAUGCAGUGCGCAAGACGGUGGCAGUCCAGAGCAUCGCGAGGGAGGCGGAGGAGACGAUGCGGUGCCUGCCCGCGGGCCGGGAGCUCAUGGAGACGGCCACGGACAGGGUGUUCCACUGGCUCGCGAAGAGCCCGCGGACGGGCAGCCCCUGCUUCAACGCCCUGCAGAGGUACUUCCCCAACGCACUGCCCUCGAAGGCGGUCUUGAACAGAUUCAGGUCGGUGCUCGAGGAGGAGUUCGGCUUCAUAGCAGAGAAGACGCUGCUUGGGUCUUCGUUCUGCCCGGACGAGAUCAAUAACCAGGAGCGAGAUCUCCCCACGUUGAUGCGGAAGUACUACGGCAAGGUUUUUCCCAUGGGAGGCAUCGGCGGAGUGCCCUACGUGGGCGAGACCGGCUUUGCUGCCUUCUCGAGCCACGUGGCGGACAAUGGUGACAUUAUCGUGGUGUUCGGGCCGCAUGUCGGCAUCUCCGUGGAGGGCGAGGUGGGGCAAACCCUCCGGGGGGGCCAAGCGGAGUGCAGCACUGCUUGCGGAGCUGUGAUCGGCGCCUACAACGCGUGCCUCGGGGCCAGAGUCAAGAAUGUAGACUUCGACGAGUCUGACAUGCAGAUGAGCGAGAUCAAGCAGGAGUUCACGGCGCAUGCGGAGAGGCUCUCAGCGACCGAGAACCCAAUGGUGUCGUGCGCUUUCCAGGCAUACGAGAUGGUGAAGGACCGCAUGCUCAAGAUCGUGAACACAAAGUUCGGUAGCGGUCGCUUGGUACUGAUCGGUGGUAUCCAGGUCAACUUGCCGUAUCCACAGCUCGUGGACCAUUUCCUGCCUCUCAUGUUCGAAGUGCGCCAGGAGGGGAAGGCGCCGAUCGACCUGCUCGACCGUUUCUCCAAUGAGUCCCUCCUCCAGGACCUCAAGACCUCUCCAGAGGGCGCGGUGGGCUCACAGCGCGAGGUCUUCGCGUGGCUGACCUGGAGCCCUCCGCCGACUGCUCCAGUCUACCAGGCCCUCCACAGGCACUUCCCCGGGGCCCUGCCAGGCCAGGCGGUGCACGGCCGUGUGGUUCGCGUGCUGCAGAAGUACGGCUUCACCACCGAUAGCACGCUGCUUGGCACGUCCUUCUGCCCCGACGAGGUCAACAGCAAACCCGGCAGCAUGUCCGUGCUCAUGCAGGACUACUGGGGGGAUGUCUUCCCGAUGGGUGGCAUCAGCGGAACGCCCUUCUCCGGCAAGACUGGCUUCGCGGCCUUCUCGAGCCACGUGGCCACCGACGGCCAUAUCCUCGUCGCUUUCGGGCCCCACGUCGGAAUCACCGCAGACGGAGAGGUGGGCAAGUGCCUCCGCCGAGGACAGAGCGGCCCAUCGACCGCGUGCGGGGCCGUGAUCGGCGCGUACAACGCGGCGAGAAGCAGCAGCGGGACGCCCUCUGGCGGCGGGGCGUCGUACGACCUGCAGAUGGAUUUCGUGAAGGCGAAGAUCGGGGCAGUGGCCUCGGCGGUCUCGGCCGCCGAGGAUCCCAUGGCCGCGCUCGCCCACGAGUCGUACAGCAUGGUGGAGCGGACGAUGUUCGAGGUGGUCAACAACGAGUUCGGCAGCGGAUACCUCGCCCUCCUCGGCGGGAUCCAGAUCAACAUGCCCGAGCCCUACGAGGACCACUUCUACCCCUGCACCUUCGAGCUGCGCCGGGCGGGGGAGCCCACGGUCGACCUCGUGUCGGAGCUGCGGGAGUUCAGCUAG